AUGGAAAUCUUCGUCCAUGUUGGCAGCACGCUAUCCCACAACACCAUAAUCGACACCGAGGUUACUCGCCGGAACUCGAAAGCUAGCCAAGCCUUCGGCCGGCUUCAAUUCUCCGUGUGGAACCGUCAUUGUCUCCACCUGUCCACGAACCUGAAGAUUUCAAAGGCUGCCGUCCUCAUGACACUCCCGUACGGAAGGGGAGACUUGCACCAUCUACACCAAAUAAGCUUGAUAGUUAAAUCAUUUCCAUCUCAGCUGUCUCCACCAAAUACUGAAGCUGAGAAGACAGGACAAAGUCCCGGCUAUGUAAGUCCUGGAGAGAACGGAAAUCUUCAGCAUCCAGGCCAUGCUGAGGUAUCUACAACUGCGAUGGAGCCGCCACCUGGUACAAAAUACGGCCAUCGACCACCCAAGCGACUGUUUUAUCGUGAUGUCGCUGAGAGUACUCACCACAAAGGAGGACAAAAGAGGCGCUACAAGAGAACUCUGAAGAACUCUCUGAAGCUUCUUCAAAUCAACACGGCGAUCUGA
Molecule: messenger RNA, 531 nt
Organism: Dibothriocephalus latus
Lineage: Eukaryota; Metazoa; Platyhelminthes; Cestoda; Diphyllobothriidea; Diphyllobothriidae
Source: the annotation of a GenBank genome assembly